Synchiropus splendidus (mandarinfish) is the source of this 1300-nucleotide messenger RNA. RefSeq names its product ALX homeobox 1 (gene alx1). The transcript is spliced from 4 exons. The coding region runs from base 105 to 1049 and encodes 314 amino acids. NCBI's taxonomy places the organism in Eukaryota, Metazoa, Chordata, Actinopteri, Syngnathiformes, Callionymidae. The record is from RefSeq and is a predicted model, not a curated record. Gene Ontology annotation, molecular function: DNA-binding transcription activator activity, RNA polymerase II-specific; RNA polymerase II transcription regulatory region sequence-specific DNA binding. Gene Ontology annotation, biological process: embryonic skeletal system morphogenesis; negative regulation of DNA-templated transcription; positive regulation of transcription by RNA polymerase II.
CAAAGUUGCGAAUUAUUACGUUUACCUCCGGUGACCGCUCUCCGCAGAUUCGCUUCUUUUCUGAUGCCGGUAUUUAAUUCAAUUUGAGCGCAUUAUCUUGUAAGAUGAUGGAGUAUCUGGAGGAUAAAUUCGCUCUGAAAGGUCCGGCGAUGAAGGCCACUGACUACUACAUGGACCAGGUGAUGGAGAGUCUGGACAGCGGGCCUUACUUCAGCAAGUCUCCCCAGAAGUGUGUGCAGGCCUUCGGACUGCAGAGCGGCGAGCACCGCUCCUCUCCCCGCGGAGAUCAGAACGCCGGUUUCGUGGUGCCAAAGUCGGAUGAGGAUACUUUGCACACGGACCUCGGCAGGUCGCUGGACAGCUGCUGCACUCUGCGAGCGUCGCCCGGCUCCACCGGGCCGGACAAAACGGACGUGGACGACAAGUGCGACAGUAACGUGUCCAGCAGCAAGAAGCGGAGACACCGGACCACGUUCACCAGCGCGCAGCUGGAGGAGCUGGAGAAGGUCUUCCAGAAGACCCACUACCCGGACGUGUACGUGCGGGAGCAGCUGGCCAUGAGGACGGAGCUGACCGAGGCCAGAGUCCAGGUUUGGUUCCAGAACCGAAGAGCCAAGUGGAGGAAGCGAGAACGUUACGGACAAAUCCAACAAGCUAAAAGUCACUUUGCUACCACGUACGAUUUAUCGGUGUUACCAAGGACAGACAGCUACACACAGAUCCCCAACAACCUGUGGCCCAGUCCGUCUCCAGGUGGCUCGGUGGUCUCCCCCUGCAUGCUCCCCCGAGGAUCUCCCCCUUGCGUCACCUCCUACUCGCCUCGCUCGUCCUCUGGCACCGCUGAAUAUGUCGGCUUUCCAAACCACCAAAAUCAGUUCAGCCACGUCUCCCUCAACAACUUCUUCAGCACUGACUCCCUCCUCACUCCAACCGCUAAUGGUCACCACGCCUUUGAGACCAAACCAGAGUUUGAGCGACGCUCAUCCAGCAUCGCAGUACUGCGCAUGAAGGCCAAAGAGCACACAGCCAACAUCUCCUGGGCCAUGUGAUGGAGGUUGGGGACUUUAGGUAAUUUAAAGGACAAUCAUUGACUUCGGAUUUGUUUGUAUCUUGUGUGAUGACUUUGAUCUUCACCCAUUAGCUUUGAUCCCAGCAGGAAGCUGACCUGCUGCCGUGCUGUUUGUACGGAAACAUAAAUGACCUUUAUCCAUUUAUUCCACUGUGGAUCGCUGAUAUGUGUUUGGUUUUGGCACAAGGGAUCUUCACUCAACUUUGGACCGGAGAGGUUGACAAGAUCAGA